CCCCGGAAGUCGGUGGGGCUUUCUCGGGAAGGACUGUGACUCCUUUAUCUCCGCCCGGCUGGGUAGCGAGCCCAGGGGGUGAAGGGUCAGGCCUCUGGUUUUUAGAUCAUGGCGCUAACCUUACGACUCUGGCGCUCGCUCCCUUUGGGACGGAGCUCCGCGCGGGCACUUCGGCUCCCGACGGGUGCUGCUGGCAGCCGUGGGCGGUGCGUUCCUUGGCCACUCCGCGGCUCUGAGGUGAUGGGAAACACGGGAGCUUUCAAAAGAAGUCUUUUAAUCUCUGCCUUGUCUUAUUUGGGUUUUGAAACUUAUCAAGUCCUUUUCCAGUCUUCUGUGGUUCAUGCCACAGCCAAAGUCACUAGAGUUGAAGAAAUCCUUGAACAAGCAGACUACUUAUAUGAAAGUGGAGAAACAGAAAAACUUUACCAGUUGCUAACCCAGUACAAGGAAAGUGAAGAUGCAGAGUUACUGUGGCGUUUGGCACGGGCAUCACGUGAUAUAGCUCAACUUAGUGGAACCUCAGAAGAGGAGAAAAAGCUUUUGGUGUAUGAAGCCCUGGAGUAUGCAAAAAGAGCCCUAGAAAAAAAUGAAUCAAGUUUUGCAGCUCAUAAGUGGUAUGCAAUCUGUAUUAGCGAUGUUGGAGAUUAUGAAGGAAUCAAGGCUAAAAUUGCAAAUGCCUACAUUAUCAAGGAGCAUUUUGAGAAAGCAAUUGAAUUGAACCCUAAAGAUGCUACCUCAAUUCACCUUAUGGGUAUUUGGUGUUACACAUUUGCUGAAAUGCCCUGGUAUCAAAGAAGAAUUGCUAAAAUGCUGUUUGCAGCUCCUCCUAGUUCCACCUAUGAGGAGGCCUUAGGCUACUUUCACAGGGCAGAGCAAGUGGAUCCAAACUUCUACAGCAAAAACUUACUUCUUUUAGGAAAGACAUAUUUGAAGCUACAUAACAAAAAGCUUGCUGCUUUCUGGCUAACAAAAGCCAAGGACUAUCCAGCACACACAGAGGAGGAUAAACAGGUACAGACAGAAGCUGCUCAGUUGCUCACAGGUUUCAGUAAUAAGAACUGAGGAAUUUUUCCAUGAAAUAUUUAAGAAACAUCACCUUUUCAUCAAAUUAUAAAGAUAAUAAAUAUAUUAGCCCUAACUGUUCUAUGGAUGUUUUAUCAGUUUUUAAUGUUGUGACCAUUUAACAAAAUAUACAAAAUUCUAGAUUUCUUCACAAGUAACAAGGCAAAAGAAAUAACUGCUAUAAGAGUGGUAGAUAUCUCCAUGGCUUAGAGGCAGAGAUAGUGUGUCUGAGACACCAGGAAUACAAAGUGCUAUGAGAUUUCUAAGCAGGAUUGGGUUAUAUCAUGAUGGGAGGAGAUCAAGAAAAGAAAGCUUUGUGGAAGAGGUGGCAUGGGGGAGUGCAUUUUCAAGUUGGACUGAUUCAGAGUUGAGAUCUUGCAGAGAAGGUGCAGUGAAAGUUAGGUUAGCAUGAUGAGGGUUCUUGGUGUAAAGCAGUUAAAUGAUGUAUCUUGGAGCCAACCUGUGUAAGGAAAGAACUCAAGUCAGGAGAGGACUGAAAAUGGAGUGUUGCUUUUUUUUCUCUUUUUGUUAAAUGUGAGGUAGUCUUACAAGUGGAUAGAUUUGUCACAGGCAGAGCCCAAAUUCUAUUCCCUAAUGUGGUGAAAGGAACAUGGAACUCAAGGGUGAAAUGGAAAUUAAGAUGUUUUAAAUAUAUAGGACAAUGCUAUUUAUUAGGGGUGCCACCAGUACAAAAUCUUAAGUUUUAUAAAAAGUAGUAGCUUGAAUGCCACUUAGAAAUCUGAGAGUGUACAUGUAGGUGGAUUUUUCUCAAAGGAAAAACAUUUUAAUAUUGUGAGGUAUGUGCUGUUUCUGUUGAUGUAUGUUUUCAAAAAAAAAGAAAAAUGAAAAUACUGGACUCUAUACACCCAUCAAUUGCUAAUAACAUUCAACAGUUGCUAAUCUUUUGCUGUGUUCUACCUAUAUAUGUGUAUAUAUUCAUAUACUUGUAUUUCUAAACUUGAAAUUGUAGACAGCAUGUAUUUCAUCCCUAAAUUCUUCAGCAUGCAUUGUCUCAGAAUAAGGCCAUCCUUCUAAACAAAAACAUCUCUAUCACGAGAAUUCUUUAAAAAUAUCUAAUUGUAAUUCUUUAAUAGUAUCUACUCCAGACCAGUGAUAUUCAUAUACCCUCAAAUAUUCCAAAAAUAUCUCACACUUUAAAAAAUUCAAGAAUCAUACAUUGCGUUUAAGUGUUUUAAAAAAAUCUUACAGAUUUGUCUCUCAUUCCAGCAGGGCCUAUUGACCGAACUUAAGAGAAGACACUGUUUCAUUGUAUUUCAGGGACUCCAAUUAAUUAUAUGUAUAUUAGAUCUUUGCCUUUUAUGUUUGUCACUUUGAUUUUUCUUUUUACCUCUUUCAGUUUCAUUUUCUUGGCUUUUUUCCAUUUCUGUCUUCCAUGUCCCUUAGUUUAUUUUUGGUUAUGUAUUUUCUUCCUUAGUCUGUCUUCACUUCUGAGACGUUUUUGUCUUUUUCUUCAAACUUUCCUGAUUUCACUUAGCAGGCAUUUCAUAUCUUCACAUUUUUUGUCCUGUUCUGAGAUUUUGUAUUUCUAAUUUGGAUUUUUUUCCUGUGUACAGUGAUUCACAUUUAAUUCAUAUUAGUAUAUUGUGUUAAAAAUUUUAGUUUCUUUUGUUGAGCAUUUUCAUUUUCAAUGUCCUCCUUUUUAGUUUUUCCUUAAGAGUAACUUUGAAUAUUAUUUUCUGCCUAGUGUGAUUUUUGUGUGUGGAUUUACCAGCAAUGCCAGGUUAUAAAAUGGGAGGUAAGGAGUUCAGAUUAGGUCAGUAGUACUCUCUGCCAAAUGUUUUUUGUAAAAUGAGGUAUCUUUCAGUAAUAAAGACUUUUAUGGAGGGGAGGGUCUGUCUUUGAAUUUUUAAAAGAAAAUUAAUUUUGAAAUAAUCAUAGAUUCAUAAGAAGUUGCCAAAAAAAAUAAGAGAUAGGUCCUAUAUAUCCUUUUCCCAGUUUGCCUGUAACUAUAGUACUAUAUCAAAACCAGGAGAUGUUCAGUGCUCUCACUUGUGUGUUAUACACAAUUUUGUCACACGUCUAUUUUUUUUUUUUUUUUUUGUCUUUUUGUCUUUUUUUGUUGUUGUUGUUGCUAUUUCUUGGGCCGCUCCCGCGGCAUAUGGAGGUUCCCAGGCUAGGGGUUGAAUCGGAGCUGUAGCCACCAGCCUACGCCAGAGCCACAGCAACGCAGGAUCCGAGCCACGUCUGCAAUCUACACCACAGCUCACGGCAACGCCGGAUCGUUAACCCACUGAGCAAGGGCAGGGACCGAACCCGCAACCUCAUGGUUCCUAGUCGGAUUCGUUAACCACUGCGCCAUGAAGGGAACUCCACACGUCUAUUUUUUAAUUGCCACCACAAUCAAGGCACAGAAACUGUUCCAUCAAAGAAAUCCCUAGUGCUUUCCCUUUACAGUCACACCCAUCUACCUCCCCUGCCACCAUCCCUACUCCUGACGAUCUCUAAUCUGUUCAGGUCAUACGGUAUGUGACCUUUUGAGACUGGCUUUUUUUCAUUCAGCAUAACUCCUUUGAGGUCCACCUAAAUUUAGUCAAUAGGUCAUUCCUUUUUAUUGUUCAUUAUAUUUCACUGUAUGGCUGUACUGGUUUAUGUAACCACCUACCAUAGGGCGUUUAGGCUGUUUCUAAUUUUAGGCUGUUUCUAAUUUUUGGCUGUUAAGAACAUUAGGUAUGAGUUAAUAUCAACGUAAAUAUUCAUCUUUGGGAUAAACGUCCAGGAGUGUGAUUGCUGGGUCUUCUACAGAGCUGUUAUUUUCCUUCCCUUUUACAAGGAGAUAGCUCCCGUCUCCAAGAUGUAGCACCUUCCCAAGAUUCUGACUGUGUGCUUUCUCAACCUCUUUGACUUCCCAGGAAUCUGAUUUGGCAGGCCUCACACUGGUUCUUGGCAUUACCCACUCAGAGUGAGAACCCUGGGACCCAUUAUGUUCUUCCGGUGCAGUCUCCAAUUGACUCUCUCCUUGGGUGUUUCAAAGCCGACUGCUAGUUUAAGAUGCCUAUUCUCCACAUAUGUGUAAAAAGAACUUUGUAGUGUUGUCUUCUAAACAUGACAGACACAGGCUAUGGGUGAUUGUAACUGCCUCUAGUGGAUAUGUUUCCUUCCUUCUUUUAAGAAUGAGAAAAGAAACCUGAUUUGGAAAGUGGCUGUUAUCCUGCAAGAACUUGAAGGCUCUCAAUUAACUUCUUGUUACCAAAAAUUUUCCCAACAGAAAAUUAACUGAAUGUUUAAUCACAGACUGUGAACUUUUAAAAAAUGACUUCUCUUGGAUUCACUUUUUAAAAUAAGCACAAUUACAAGGAGAAAAAAAAAACCCAACAACCUGAUGGAUUAGAGAACAUGUACAGAGGAUUUACCAUGAGUACCAGUAAAUAUUUAAAAAUGCCAUUAUCAUCUGA
This is a messenger RNA of Sus scrofa (pig), 4475 nucleotides long. It is a transcript of the gene RMDN1, whose product is annotated as regulator of microtubule dynamics 1. Gene Ontology annotation, molecular function: microtubule binding. The record is from RefSeq and is a predicted model, not a curated record. Gene Ontology annotation, cellular component: mitotic spindle pole; mitochondrion; spindle microtubule. NCBI's taxonomy places the organism in Eukaryota, Metazoa, Chordata, Mammalia, Artiodactyla, Suidae.